Molecule: messenger RNA, 6863 nt
Organism: Pungitius pungitius (ninespine stickleback)
Lineage: Eukaryota; Metazoa; Chordata; Actinopteri; Perciformes; Gasterosteidae
Product: general transcription factor 3C polypeptide 1
Exons: 40
Coding region: 281-6742 (2153 amino acids)
Biological process (GO): transcription initiation at RNA polymerase III promoter; 5S class rRNA transcription by RNA polymerase III
Cellular component (GO): transcription factor TFIIIC complex
Molecular function (GO): DNA binding
Source: RefSeq, a predicted model, not a curated record
ACGUCACCACGUACGCGAAGACGCACGACGUAACGUAACGUCAGUUGGGAGGAAGCAUUGUUUUGUAAACAAAUACGCUUCAAACUGUUCAAAUAAAUUGACACCGUUGGCUUACUCGGACCUCACCCAGAGACAUUCAGCACGCGAAUAAUCCUCUUCACUCUUUAUUUUCUUAACCCGCGGUGAAUCGUGUGAACCCGGAACAAGCUGCUAACUAUCGAGCUAGCAUGUUAGCUUAACGGGCGGCUUUAGCCCAGGCGGCGGUGUGCAUGGUGGCACUAUGGAGCCGCUGAGUAUAGUUGUGGAUGAGGUGGCUUUGGAGGGACUCGACGGGAUAACUAUUCACUCUCUUUGGAUACGACUGGAGAGUAGAAAGCCUGCUUUCCCCCUCAAGCUCGACGACUGCACCAAAGAGUUCCUCUGGACGUCUCUCCUCAACAACACCGACCUGAAGUUCUAUCAGCUGCCGAAGGAGAGAGAGGACGUGCGGCUGUUUGACAGGUUCAAAAACAUCGACCCAGAGACGGGCAUCGAAAGGAGACCGUCGUAUUCCGACACGCUAAAAGACGCCUACCCCGUCAGUAUCACUCUAGAAAACAAGCAUGGGAUACAGGGCUCGUGUGCAGUCCUCAAAGAGCGGAUCGACGUCACUCGGCACGUCCGAUCCAAGUCCCUCGCCCCAUCGCUCGACCUCCCGCAGGCUUUGGAAAGAUAUGGCCGUAAGCUUGUCGUCGUGGCGUCCCAGAUGCUGCGAUUCAGAACCCUCAUCGGAGUGGACAGCGACCCCGAUCUGAAACUGAACGACUACUCCUUCUGCAUGUUGGAGCGAGUGGGGCGAGCGCGCUGGCAAGGGGAGCUCCAGAGCGACCUACACGGGAGCUCCUUCAAGAUCGACGCCGGGAAGCUGCACUACAUGCGGAAGGCGCUGGUCAAACACGGGCUCAUCACCAUGCAGCCCCACAUCACGCGGACGCAUUCGGGGCAGCAGCAACACUCCAUUCUUCUGCUGCUCAAACGCUUCCAUGUGAACAGGAGGACGAAGUACGACAUGCUGAUGGAGUACGUGUCCAACUUCCUCCUGCAGUCACCUGGUCACUUUGUCACCGUGCUGGUUCUCAAGGAACAGCUCUCUAGCAUCAGUGAGCGUAGCUUCAGGCUUUUAGUUCGGUACAUGCGAGCUGCCAAGUUGAUCGAGCACUGCCAGUUCCCUCUGGAGGACUUGGACCCCGAAGCCGGGCCCUGCGUCAACAAAUCGGGGAGGAAGGUGCUGGUGCGCUGUUUGAAGCAGGUGAAGCCGUACACACGGAAGGGCGUCGCUGACGACGAGGACGACGACGAGGACGAAGAUUACAGCAACAGAGCGCUGCCUCCGGAGGGGCGCAUCAUGGAGAUCGACGUCCUUACGCAGGCUUAUCACAUCGUGUUGGCCUCCGGCUCAAAGGGAAUAAAGCAGCGUGAUCUCGGGCUGCGAAUGAAUGUCGGUAAGCUGGAAUCUCGAAUGCUUUGUCGAAGGCUGGAGAGGGACGCCCUCAUUAAGGGAUUCAUGGUAGAUGAGGGUCGACAACGGGCCACAAGGUUCAUCAGCCACAGGUGUGUUGGAGUGAGUAACCAACUCCAAAUGUUUGCUAAGGAGCAGGAACGGAAGAAGCUUCUUUACGCGUCGCCGCAGACAUCGAACCCCCAGCCGCCCGCCCCGAAAACGCCAAAGAGCGCAAAGAAGAAGAAGAAGAAGAGGAAGAAGAAUAAGAGGGCGGGCGGAGGGGGAGACGACGACGACGACGACACCACCGACGACGACACAAAGGAAGCGGAUGUAGCGGGUGGCGCCUCCGACGCAGAGGGAGGCGCGAAGGGAGGCGCAGCGGGAGGGAAGUCGGCGUCCGGAAGAAAGAAGGCGGGAAGGAGAAGCGCAGUGAAACGUAGUCAACCGGAGAGCACGGGGUCUGAAUGUGAAACCAAACGAAAAGCCAGCGGCGAGGGCGCCGACGCCGCGACGCCCGACUCGGGGUCCGCUCCCCGAGCAGCUCUCUUUAAGGAGGAUGAAUCCAACUCUUCUCCAUCCAACCCGUUGCGUGAGGGGCUGAACGCCGCCGAUAAUCCAGACAACACCAACAUUGAGCUUGUUACAGAUAUCUGCAAGCCGCAGGCUCGCGAAAAAACCCAUCGGUAUUCGGCGAGAUCCCACGAGACGUACCGCCUGCUGAGGAGGAGGAACCUGAUCAUCGAGGCCAUCCGCAGCUUCAAAAUCAUCGAGGGAUUUUUCCUGCUUCAAAAGAUAAUCAAUGAAGAGGAGAAGAACGAUGGGCUCAACACAAAGUGCUGUAGGAAGACUGUUGUGCGUCUCGUAGACGGCUUGUCGAGAGAAGGCCUCCUGAAGGUCUACAAGACCACCGUCAUCCAGGACGGGAUCCACAAGAAGGUGGAGAUGAUCGUCCAUCCGUCCAUCCAGCCCAGCGAUGACAUGGUGACCGGAGUCAUCGAACAGGUCCGCUUCAAAAUCUCCAGCUCUUACACGGCCGUACGGCGGAAAAACGAGGAAGAGGAGGCCCGUAAACAGAGCCUGGAGCCCGAGGGCGCCAUGGGUGCCGAGUCUAAAAACCCACCCCGUGACAAGAGAAAAGCAGACGAUUUCAGUCCCAAACCAGUUCGGGGCUUGGGGAAGACGUUGGGCUUCCAGCCCAAGAUGCAUCGCCUGCACGUUGUCCACAGCUUCCUCUGCUACCUGAUCUACGGCCACCCGGGCAGAAGCGACCCCACCGACGUCCAGCCCGCCGCCCGGACGCCGGCGGACGCCACGGCCUCCGACGGCGCCGGGCCGACGGAGGCAAGCGGGCGGGCGGACGCCACCGCGGGCAGCCUGGACGUGACGCUGUCGUCGGGCGAUGAAGAGGAGGCGAAGGACAAAGCAACGUCCGCUUGCUCUCAGACCCACUUGAAAGUGUACGCCGAUGAAGACACCUGGAAGAGAUUCAUUCCUCCUGUCCGAGUCCACAAAGGGUUCAGCAGCGGCUGGGCGAUGGUGGGCGACCUGCUCCUCUGCAUGCCUCUCUCCGUCUUCAUCCAGGUCAUCCAGGUCAACUACAAGGUGGACGGACUGGAGGAAUAUAUCAGCGACCCUGUGAAGCAGCACCAUCUGGUCCGAGCGCUGCCCGCCAGAAUGAAGAGACAGCUGCUUUACAAACGGAAAUACAUCUUCUCGUUCCACAUGAACCUGCAGAAGUUGGUCUACAUGGGCCUGCUGCAGUUUGGUCCUGUGGAGAAGUUCACGGACAAAGACCAGGUGUUUGUGUACCUGAGGCGGCACGCCACCAUCGUCGACACCACCAGCGCCGACCCUCACUACUGGAUCGUCACCGAGUCGCCGGAGAAACCCUUCGAGAGGCGCCGGUACACCUUUAACACGGCCGAGGACGUGGAGAACUACUGGUUUGACCUGAUGUGUGUCUGCCUCAACACGCCGCUGGGGAUAAUCCGCAGUAAGAAAGAUAAUGAAACGGCACCUUCCUUUUUGUGCGAACGCCACGUGUUUGCGGGACUGUCAAACCUGCUGAAGGGCUCCCGUGAGGCGACUGAUGACUGGUCCACGCCGGGAGACGGGAAAGGAGCCGCAGGUCUGGACUCUGAAUUCUUUGCUCACCUUAAACGCAACUGGCUGUGGACCAAUCACCUUCUGAUGAUCAAAAAGGCCCCUAGCGGUAGUCAGUCGACGGAGAACAAAAUCCGGCUGAAGAGCCUCUUGACCAGAAGCGCUUUCAGGAUUGUGCUCAAAGCCGGGGGAACAACUGCACCUCGCUACGUGACCGACAAGAGGCCAGUGACAGAGGUUGUGACGUUGGAUGUCGAGCCGGCGACCAGAAACAAGCGGGUUGUCGGCGGGAAGAAGCAGAAGAGGAAGAGAAGCAAACAGCAGGUGGCCAAGGUGACCAAGGCGGCGCCGCGCAAGAAGAGAGAGCCGAAGAAACGCACCCCCGCUCACGACGAGGCGGACCACCGGGCCAUAAAGAGGAUGACCCGGCAGCGGGUCUACUGGUCCGUGCAGGAGGACUCGCUGAUGAUGCUCUGCCGGGUGGCCGCACACCUGCUCAACAGCAAGCUGAAGAGGCCGUACGUCCCGUACUGUGUGGUGAGAGACCUCCUCCAAGCCGAGUACGAGAUAUCGAUGGACAAGACGUCCGUCGCCGUCGGACGCCGCACCCGAUACAUCCUGAAAAACCCGCAGACUCUUCUGAACUACAGGAUCUGUCUGGCCGAGGCGUACCAGGACAAACCUCUGAUGAAGCUGUUGGAGUCCAAGAAACCUGCAGAUCCGGAGAAUUCAGAUGAUUGUGCUAAAUCGUUCUCCGAGUAUGCCAGACUGCUCCGGGAGAAGUUCAGAACUGUUCUGAGCACCACGGAUCUGGUCAUACCGGACACCAAGCGCCAGCUCUUCUCACGGUUCAAGGUUUCGGCGAUAGAGAGCCUAAGGAAGGUGCCGAGGAAAGACACCAUCAACUGCUCAGAUGACAUUCAUGCCAUCGUGUUAGAAAACCUGAUCCAAAGCACUCUGGCCAUGACCAACGCUCAGAUGAAGUCGUCCCGGUCCUUUCAGACCUUCCACAUGUACAGCAGGUACAAACAGGAGCUGCUGUGCCAGAUCUUCAUCCAGUUCAGGAAGAAGGGCCUGGUCAACCGCCGCCGCGUCCAUCACCUGUUCGGGCCCAAGAAGAACCGCGCGCUGCCCUUCUUGCCGAUGUCCUACCAGCUGUCCCAAUCCUACCACAGGUGUUUCUCGUGGCGCUUUCCUCACUCGCUGGUCAACCACUCCCACCGCUUCCUGCGAGCUCUGAUCGCCAACGGGGCGGGGGACGACCGGCCCGCCGUCGAGUUCCACCACGAGACUGCCGACCGCUCCCCGAGCCGCGAGGAGGCGACGGAGAACAAAAGACCCCGGAAGAAAGCCGGAGGAGGAGGAGGAGGAGGAGGAGGAGGAGCGCCGGGUGAACCAGCGCCGGCGGCCGAGGAGCCGAUGGAGGCGAGCGGCGAGAAAACGGAGGCGGAGGGUCUCCCGGCCGCCAAGGCUGGAGCCAGCGGGGGGCGGGCGGACGAGGCCCCGCCCCCGGGGGAGGAGCCUCCGGACACGUCGGACCUGAUGCUCUUCUCCGUGGACGCCGCGGUCGGCGGCUGCGCCGUGUCUCUCAGCCUGAUGUCUCUGGGGCUGCUGAGCCUCCUCGUCUCCGUCCCCAGGCAGAUGGUGGUGGUGGACAGCAACCUGUUGGACACCAGCCUCGUCAAGAGCGUCGGCGCUUUGGAGGAAGACGACGACGACGACGACGAUGACGAGGAGGAGGACGAGGAGGAUGACGCCGAAGAGUGCGACGUGAAGAAGAAGAAGAAGAAGUUAGGGGUGAAGUCGCAGGCGUCUCAAACCAAGUUCCUGAUGAUGCUCGGACACCGCUCCCCGGGCAUAGUCAAACUACGUAACAUCAACACCUCUGACAGCAUCGUGGUGGAGUCGUGUAUCGUGCGGAUGAAACUGCGCGACACACCUGCCCACCACCUGUUCCCUCAAGAGAAAACACCACCGCUGGACUUGAGGAGAGGCGGCGUGCGCCCGGUGCCCUCCGUCCUCACAGCCUUCACUCGCUCCUCCUCCUCCUCCUCCCCGUCUCCCGGCGAGGUGGAGGAGUGCCACGCGCGCUUGGUCCAGCAGAAGGGCUACACCCCUCGGGACGUGGACGCCUUCGAGCAGCUCAGGAGCAGCCUGGAGGCAGCCGGUGAGAGCGGCCUGGACGUGGAUGACCUCCACCGGGGGGGGCACCGGCACCUGGAGGAGCCGCGGUCCGGACGCACCCGCAGCCUGCAGCAGUACAUGCAGGACUUGGAAGAAGAAGGCCAGGUGUCAAAGGUCGGGGGCCUGGGCGUCCGCUGGGUGCUCCUGCAGCACGCCGAUCCCUGGCUGCUGACCGUCAACUCCAAGCACUGGUCCGACUCCAGCACCGGCACCGACAGACUCCCCUUUUUGCAGAAGGACCACAACAUCCCCUUCCUGCGCAAGAGGUCCAGGCGGGAGGCGCGGAAGGAGGCCGGGGAGCCGCCCGCAAAGAAACCGCCUUUGGGCGGCGAGGGCGGAGCCGGGGGGGCGCCGGGCGACGCGGCAGCAGAGGCUCUGAGCAAGGAGGGUGCCGACAGAGCCCCGAACGUGGAGGCGGAGGGAGGGGAGCCGACGCGGCCCGCGGAGGACGGAGAGCACAAGGCGGCGGCGGCGGAAACGGAAGCCAAGCGGGAAGGAAGGAAGCUCCGUAGGGUCCGGUUGAGGAGUAUCGGGGAGGAAGCGGCGGGCUCUCCGGACGCAGCCGACGACCCCGGCAACCGGAGCUUCAUCAGCCGGCCGUGGCGCAUGGUCGACGGCAACCUGAACCGGCAGGUGUGCAAGUUCAUGCUGGAGGCCGUCAUGUACCACGUCAUGUCGUGUCCCGGAGUGACGCUGCAGACGCUGGUGGAGCACUACAAGGACAAGCUGCAGCCGAUGGCGCUGCUGGACCUGCUGCAGGCGCUCACAGAGUUGGGCUGCGUGACGAGGUGCGUUCUGGCGAAGCCUCCGAAGGCCUCGCUGUUCGGCCGCUCCGUGGACCCAACCGGCGCCGAGGCGGCGGCGGCGGCGGCGGCGGAGGACCCGCGUCUGGUGUUCUACGAGCCCACCAUCAGCUGCCUGCUGCGGCUCGGCAGGGCGAUGCCCGAGGAACGCCACGGCCAUCACACGUAGCCCAAGCCCUCCCCUAACGAAGUAGAUCUGAGACCUCACUAAUGUCAUCGGGUGACACAUUUUACUUUUAUUUUUACGUUCUCUUUUUAUUCCAAAUAAAUGAAGUCAUUCUAAGACAAAA